Cuscuta europaea is the source of this 1198-nucleotide messenger RNA. NCBI's taxonomy places the organism in Eukaryota, Viridiplantae, Streptophyta, Magnoliopsida, Solanales, Convolvulaceae. The record is from the annotation of a GenBank genome assembly.
CCCAUUGGGCUUCAUGAUCUUUCUCUUCCUAAAAAUGGCGUCGAACCUUAUCCUAAAACCUGAGAGCAGCAGCCGACUCGAGACUGAGGAGGAGGAAGCCGUCACAAUAGUUAAAAGUUCAAGAAAAGAAGUGGAUCUUGGGAACGGAAGCGAGGUGAUCUAUAUAUCCAAAUUCUUAUCCUACGACCAAUCUUGGCAUUAUUUAGAAUACCUUAACAAGAACAUUCCUUGGACUCGACCCACCAUUCGAGUAUUCGGUCGACCCUUUCUACAGUUAGGUGAGGCCCAACCUCCUGCUUACGAGUAGGAAUAUCUUUCCCGCCCUUUGAAAUGUGAGGACACUUUUUAAAAAUUGAGGCUAACAAACGACUUCUUACGGCAGCCUAGGGAUACUUGCUACAUUGCGGGUGAAGGGUUGCCAGACCUGGUUUACAGUGGAUAUCAACCACAUGCAUAUUCUUGGGAAGAAUUCCCUCCUCUCAAGGAGAUUCUUGAUGCUGUUCAUAAAGCUAUUCCCGGAACCUUCUUCAACAGCUUGCUUUUGAAUAGGUACAAGGGAGGGAACGACUACGUUGGAUGGCAUGCUGAUGAUGAGAAACUUUAUGGGCCCACUCCGGAAAUAGCAUCUGUAUCCCUAGGAUGUGAAAGGGACUUCUUUUUAAAAAAGAAACCAAAUAAAAUUUCCCGGGGUAAAAAUGGUGAGGACGAGGCUCCGAAAAAGCGAUCUAGAAAGCACAUUGCCAAUACAGAGCAACACCAUUUUGCACUAAAACAUGGGUCAUUGUUGGUGAUGAGAGGAUAUACUCAACGGGAUUGGCUCCAUUCUGUGCCUAAGCGUGCAAAAGCUGAGGCAGUACGAAUCAACCUCACCUUCAGGCACAUUCUUUGAAAUGUGAAACAUUUUGUUCCCAGAAAUGGAUCAAAGAGUUGUUCAGAGUGGGUCGUGGUCACGAAGGAAGGGCAAACUCGGAUAGUCGUUUUUUAAAUUAUCACUGAUCAUAACUAAGUAACUUACUACUACGUAUAACAGAUGUACAGGUUACUGUAAAUAAGUUGGAUUUUUUUGUUGUUAAAAGGUAUAAUUGUAAUGAUCUGAACAUGGCAUGUGCUGUUUUUUGCAAUAACCAUAGUUAGUUAAAUACGAUACGGGAAUUAAACGCGGUUUAAUACAUACGCGUUUUAUUCGGUAACAUUAUUG